AUGGAGUCUAUGAGGAAAAGAAUAAGAAUGGAACUGGUGUCUAGUGAUCGUCGUUUACAAAAACUGAUAAAUCAGUCAACAUUCAAACACUGUACCACAUACAAUGAAACUCUAAAUGCAGUUGCAUUAGAAAACAAAAUCAUUGAUUUUUGUAAACCUAUUUAUAUAGGUUUUGCAGUGCUGGAAAUUUCCAAGUAUUUAAUGUAUGACUAUCACUAUAACGUAAUGCAGAAACAUUAUGAUGAUAAAAUUGAGCUCAUGUAUACAGAUACAGAUUCAUUGGUGUACUAUAUUCAAACUGAUGAUUUUUACAAUGAUCUGUUGAACAAUCCAAACUUGUUGAAUCGAAUGGACACUGCAAAUCUACCCCAUGACCACCCGUGUUACAUUGCUGAGAGAAAGAAGAUACCUGGGUUAUUUUCUGAUGAAACCGAUGGACGUAUUAUGAGAGAGUUUUGUGCUCUCCGUGCAAAGUCCUACGCUUACAUUUUAGAAGAUAAUGAGAAAAUCAAAGCAAAAGGAAUCCGUGGACAUGUUGUUAGAAACCAUAUGACCUUUCAAGAUCAUAAACGGUGUUUGUUUGGUGAUACCAGUUUGGAAGUAACAACGUCAAACGUCUCUAUUCGUUCAUUCAAACACAAAUUAAAGACCAUCAAAUCCGAUAAAUUAACUUAUAACAGUUUUGAUGAUAAAAGGGUUAUACUUGAAGACAAAGUACACACCCUAGCUCAUGGACACUAUUCUAUAGUGUGAGUAUAUAAAUAUAUA
Aphis gossypii (cotton aphid) is the source of this 768-nucleotide messenger RNA. RefSeq lists its product as uncharacterized. The record is from RefSeq and is a predicted model, not a curated record. Bases 1 to 753 code for a protein of 250 amino acids. The transcript has 3 exons. NCBI's taxonomy places the organism in Eukaryota, Metazoa, Arthropoda, Insecta, Hemiptera, Aphididae.